Scomber japonicus (chub mackerel) is the source of this 1476-nucleotide messenger RNA. It is a transcript of the gene plxdc2a, whose product is annotated as plexin domain containing 2a. Lineage: Eukaryota; Metazoa; Chordata; Actinopteri; Scombriformes; Scombridae. The record is from RefSeq and is a predicted model, not a curated record. The transcript has 13 exons. The coding region runs from base 4 to 1476 and encodes 490 amino acids.
CUGAUGGAGGAGGGACAUGACAAUUCUACGAAGAUUGUGGACUUUGAUCACGCCUACUACACGUCUAAAAUCUACGGUCCUGGAGACGCAGCCGGUAGAGAGCUGUGGGUGAACAUUGAUGAGAUGGAGGAGGAUGACUGGAAGGUCCAUGGCUUCCUGUCCAGCACCCACCGACAGGCUGAGAGAGUAAAUCUUUCCUUCGACUUUCCUUUCUAUGGUCACAUAUUGAAGGAAAUCACUGUGGCAACUGGAGGUUUCAUUUACACUGGAGAUAUAAUCCACCGCAUGCUCACAGCCACUCAGUAUGUCGCUCCUCUGAUGGCAAAUUUUGACCCGAGCCUUUCCAGAAACUCUUCUGUGUUUUACUUCGAUAAUGGCACUGCAUUGGUGGUGCAGUGGAGCCACAUUCAUCUCCAGGACAACAUCAAUCUGGGAACUUUCACCUUCCAGGCCGCAUUGCACAGUGACGGACGUAUUGUGUUCGCCUACAAAGAGAUCCCAUUUGACAUCAUCAACAUCAGCACUGAGAAUCAUCCUGUUAAAGUGGGCUUGUCAGAUGCUUUCGUGGUGCUUCAUGAGAUAGAGCAGAUCCCCAAUGUUCGGAGGAGAACCAUCUAUGAAUAUCACAAAGUUGACAUCCUCAAGUCCAAAAUCUCCAAUUCCACAGCUGUGGAGAUGCUACCUCUUCCAACAUGUCUCCAGUUCUCCAGCUGCGGUCCAUGUGUCACUUCUCAGAUUGGCUUUAACUGCAGCUGGUGCAGUCGGCUACAAAGGUGCUCCAGCGGCUUUGAUCGUUACCGCCAGGACUGGGUUGACCUCGGCUGCCCGGAGGAGAGACGAGAUGCCCGGUGUUUCCGAAUGACAGACGCCACAAACACCACAUCUCACCACCUCACACACACGACCACUCCAGUCACGGUGACCGCAGAGCAGCAGAGGACCUCCAGCGUGACCUCUGCCCCCCUCAGCAAGACGUCCACUGUCACAAACCCAUCGACACACAGCAGCAGCAGCACGAGCAAGAGAACGAUAGCCACUCCGCAGCCUCCAACCAGCAAACCUGCAGAAGAUGACACAAAGAUCUCUUUCCACAUCAAUGAAACACGAGACAAGGACGACACAGGAGAGGGUGAUGAGCGGCUGCAGAUUGGUCUCCUGGCAGGCAUCGUCAUGAUGAUGGUCGUCAUGGCAGCAGCCGUCCUUCUGUCUGUCUACAUGUACAACCACCCGACCUCCAACGCCAGUCUCUUCUUCAUGGAGCGACGCCCAACCCGCUGGCCAAUCAUGAAGUUCCGACGGGGUUCUGGUCGGCCCUCCUAUGCCGAGGUGGAAGCUCCCGGUCAGGACAAAGAUGGCACGGUGGUCAUCGACCCCAAACAGGCCUUUGUCAUGUCAGCCAGAAGAGAGAGUGAACAGAAAGAAGGAUUCAUAGUCUCUGAUCAAAGGGAGCGCUUCCUUGUCUCCGAGAGCUCCUGA